Molecule: messenger RNA, 347 nt
Organism: Dentiscutata heterogama
Lineage: Eukaryota; Fungi; Glomeromycota; Glomeromycetes; Diversisporales; Gigasporaceae
Source: the annotation of a GenBank genome assembly
AUGUUAAGUUCAGGCACCACUGAAGAUGUCUCAACUAACAAAAAUACUUUCAAAGGCAGAGAUUUCCUAAGCGAUCAAAAUGUUUUAAAAAAUCAGAAUGCCGAUUUUCUAACAACCGAAUUGAAGAAACUACUUAAAAAGUUAAAUCCAAGAAUGAAGAGACAUUAUAAUGAUAUAAAGUCCACUGAAGCAAAAAUUGCUUACUUAGAAGGGAUUAAGUUAGUGCGUGAACAAGGAGAACUUCAAAUGAGCUCAAUAUUCAAUACACUUACCAUUACUAUCACUGUCACUGUCACUGCAAAAUAUAUUAAAGAUGAAAAUUCUACUCGGAUUUUUAUCGUUACUUU